Haliotis rufescens (red abalone) is the source of this 3431-nucleotide messenger RNA. Its product is annotated as threonine synthase-like 2. The transcript has 10 exons. NCBI's taxonomy places the organism in Eukaryota, Metazoa, Mollusca, Gastropoda, Lepetellida, Haliotidae. Bases 1019 to 2443 code for a protein of 474 amino acids. The record is from RefSeq and is a predicted model, not a curated record. Gene Ontology annotation, biological process: dephosphorylation; 2-oxobutyrate biosynthetic process. Gene Ontology annotation, molecular function: pyridoxal phosphate binding.
AAUGUGUGAAGCCCAAUUUCUGGUGUCCCCCGCCGUGAUAUUGCUGGAAUAUUACUAAAAGCGGCGUAAAACCAUAUUCACUCACUUUAAUUCGUUGCGGACAUACCAUUCUAUCUUACCAUUACGUCAGUUUUGAUGGUUUGAUUUUUUACAGUUUCCUCGGGCCGUUUUGAUGUUGACACCAUUUGCCAUUUUGUCUUGUAAGCUUUUCGGCCCGGGUCAACUAAAUAACCUUUCCUUAUCAUUUCGAAUGUCUGGAUAUGUGUGAGCAGAGGAUGUGGACACGCGUAUAGUUUGCAUCUAAACGGUAAGAACAUUAAGUAUAGUGCAGCCACGAACGAAGGCAGGGUUGUCACGUACUGUCACUCACUAUUUUGUCAGCCCAGAGACUACCGAUAUAUGGUCUCUGGUCAGCCCCAUGAAGUACGUCUUGUUCACCGUUAUAAAAGCAACGUUGUGAUGUAAGUAUUAAUACGUAUUUGGGACAUCAGUCAUAUUAGAUCGCUGUCCUGUCUAGACUACAUGUCUACUGGCAUGCUUUGACAUUUAGAACUGCGCUGAAGCAAUCAUUGCGUCGUCGAAAAUCCAUGCUGUACGGUGUCAGGCUGAAUCAGCAUUGGCCCUUUUCAGUCAGACACAAAACGUACUAUCUUUUUAUUUGUUUAUUUAUUUUUUUGUUUAACGACCCACUCAGCAAUAUUCCAGCUGACUGAAGGCGGUCUAUAUACAGGGUGUGUGAGUGAAGAUGAUUUUAGCGAUAUUUCAGCAACAUCAUGGCUUGGGACACCAGAAAUGGGCGUCACACAUUGUACCCAUGUCAGGAAUCAAACCUGGGCCUUUGGGGUAACUAGUGAAUGCUUUAACCACUAUACUACCCCACUACCCCACUACCCCACUACCCCAAUCUACAGGGAUACGGAGAUUGUCUGCAGACAUUCAGGAUAGAUAAUAGCAAGCAGAGGACCUGGCCAAAUAUAUAGAAAAGAAAUAAGAAACCUUUGAUCACUCAAGUCAAAACAUGAAGUUUGCCAGUACAAGAGGUGGUGUACAUGGACUUACGUUUGAAGACGCCCUGUACUCAGGCUACGCAGCCGAUGGAGGGAUACUUCUGCCCGAGUCCAUCCCCCAGAUUUCCCGGGACACCCUCAAGUCAUGGGCAGGUCUUUCCUAUGUACAGCUGGUGAAGAAGGUCAUUCCACACUUUGUUGGUGAGGAGAUUCCAUCAGAAGACCUCAAUGAUUUGGUGGACAAAGCCUUCAGCAGGUUCUCCCACCCUGACAUCAUUCCAAUAAAGAAGUUUCCCGGCGGCCUGAAUGUCAUGGAGAUGUGUCAUGGGAUCACCUGGGCAUUCAAGGAUCUGGCGUUGUCCUGUCUCGGACAAUUUUUUGACUACUUUCUCAACAAGAGGAAGAAGCAUCUCACCAUCUUGACAGCAACAUCAGGAGAUACCGGCAGUGCAGCCAUCGAGUCCGUGCGUGGGAUGACAUGGGUGGACAUCAUUGUGUUGCUGCCCCGUGGCCGAACGUCCAGGGUUCAGGAACUCCAGAUGACCACAGUGAUGGAGGAUAAUGUUCACGUUUAUCGAGCUGAUGGAACCAGUGAUGAUACAGAUGUUCCAAUUAAAGAGUGUUUCGUCGAUGCAGCAUUUGCGAAGAGGCACAAUCUUUGCUCCAUCAACUCCAUCAACUUCGCUCGCAUCAUGGUGCAGGUUGCUCACUACUUCUACGCCUAUCUACAGAUGUGUCCAGCGUGUGACAGCGAGGUCGAAAUAGCGAUCCCUACUGGAGGCUGUGGCAAUGUCACAUCUGGAUGUUUAGCCCGGAAGAUGGGUCUGCCGGUGAAGCUGGUGUGCUGUGUCACUACUAACGAUAUAGUGGAUCGUGCUAUUGUAAAGGGAGACUACUCUAUUGGGGAGGUGAAACAGUCAUUAGCUCCUGCCAUGGAUAUACAGAUGGCAUAUAACAUGGAGCGAAUCUGGCACGUGUUCUCUGAUGGCGAUGUUGAGAUGGUUAGCAACAUGAUGACAGAGUUUGAGAAGACAAUGAUGACAAAAGUCCCGGAGAAUCUCAGAGCCAAGAUUGGUGAGGUGGUCAGCUCCCACGUAGUGGAGGAUGAGGGGAUCAAGAGAAGUAUGAGGAAGUGCUGGGAGGAGAACAGCUACCUUGUGUGUCCCCACUCAGCCACCACACUGCACUACCACUACAGUAAACAAGGCAGUUCGGAUGACCCGCUGAGAGUGUGUCUGGCCUCAGCCUCCCCAAUCAAGUUCGAGGAGGCCGUGGUGGCAGCAGGGCUGCGGUAUGACAAGACGGACGCCGUCGUCAAGUUGUACAACUCGCCCACAAGGUACCAGGAUGUGGAGAAGGACGAAGAUUGGGUGGACAUCCUCCGAAAGAAAAUUGAGGACAUUGAGAAGAGAUUUCAGGCCAGAAACCUGGCAUGAACUGUGACAUAAAAUUUAAAUCUAAGGCUGCAUUGGUAUCCAGAGAAAAUAACUUAAAUACAUACAAUUAUAACUACAUGCUGAUCAAUUUCAUAAAGGAAAAGAGUAAUUGCAUGUUUAGUUAGAUCUUAUUUUAUGCCAAAAUGCCAAAAAUACAUGGAGAAAAAGUCAUUGAUAUCCCACACCUGUUUAAAAAAGUGCAUAAAAUCUCGAAAACUAAUCCAUUUACUUAAUUAUUCCAAGAAAGGUUAUGACAUUAUGAUUGAUGAUGAAGCCAAGUGAUUCCCUGUAUUUUUUAAGGGCUUUUAUUACCGUUCAAAGAUGUGAAUGGUGGCGAUGGUACCUUUCAGUAGAUUGAGCUUUGUAUUUGAUUAUCAAAUUUUGAUAGCAAUAUUACAUAGAGUGUUGUUAACUCUGCUGCAUUAUUCCAUAACAAAAUAGUCAAAACAUGAAACAAUUCCGGAAUUGAUGUAUGUUGCUGUCCAACUUGAUAUUGUCUCAACAACGUAGAAAGAAUUAAGUAAAAAUAAUACCUUAAUGGCAAAAUGUCCCAGGUCAAUGCACAGUUGAACAGUUGAACAGUUUAUGUGAGUUAUGCUCCAGAAUCUAUCCAAACUUGUUGCCUUGAAAACGCAGGGAAAAAAGAAUUCAAGUAAUCCUAUUUAACAAAGGACAUCAUUUCAGCACAUCCCUAAUUGGUAUACAACGUUUCACAAAGAAAUUAUGACUAGUUUAUGAGUUAUGCUCCAAACUGAUCCCUACCUUCAUUCGAAAAUGUCCAACUUGUUGCUUUGGAAAUUGAAAACAUCACAAUUUCAAACAUUUUUAAAUAAGGCACCAGUUCAAUGAUCAAUGCAUGCCUGAUGUGUAUACAAUCUCAUUAAAAUCAGAUCUUAAUUCUCGAUACUGCUAUACAAAGAUCUGAGGACAUCCCAUUGCGGAAUGGGACCGACCAAUGGAAUGACUGACAAGAAGUCAACAAUAGCCA